Molecule: messenger RNA, 414 nt
Organism: Procambarus clarkii (red swamp crayfish)
Lineage: Eukaryota; Metazoa; Arthropoda; Malacostraca; Decapoda; Cambaridae
Product: cuticle protein 7-like
Cellular component (GO): extracellular matrix
Source: RefSeq, a predicted model, not a curated record
AACCUUUCCGUGCACAUGUCAACAAUUCGACAGCUAAAAUUAUGUAUAAAAGUACCUAUUUUCCCCCAGGAGCCACUGCCGUACUACUACGACUACAACGUACAUGACGGCUACAAGGGCACCAACUUCGGCCAGCACGAGAAGUCCGACGGUAAAAAUGUGUACGGCUCCUACACCGUCGACCUCCCCGACGGUCGCAAACAAAGGGUGGACUACACAGCUGACCACUACAGGGGCUACGUGGCCAAGGUCAGCUACUACGGCAAGGCUCAGCACCCUAAGCACUACGGCCCCGCCGUCACCUUCUUCAACAAGGGCUACGGCCACGGAGGCGGAUACCACUGACGACUCGGAAAUACCAUCACGAACUGUCAAUAAUGCACAGUUGUUUGAUAAAUAAAGAAUAAAUAUCAA